GCAGUAUCAUUGCCGUAUCGAACAGAUCGUUCCUUAUCUCUGGCAAUGGCCUCGGUACCAUCCACAUCCAAAUCAACCACCACUCAAUUGCCCACAUUCACAGCCGAUCACCUCUAUCAGCCGUUCUAUUCCUCAAAGGAUGCUAAAUCAAAUCUUUACAAUGGCAAUCUACCAAAACCACCGGUGUUGCUCAAAGAGGUGCACAUCUUAUCUAAACAUUGUUGA
Messenger RNA from Anisakis simplex (herring worm), 225 nucleotides. The record is from the annotation of a GenBank genome assembly. Lineage: Eukaryota; Metazoa; Nematoda; Chromadorea; Rhabditida; Anisakidae.